AUGCGCGAAUGUAUCAGUGUUCAUGUUGGUCAAGCUGGUGUCCAAAUGGGCAAUGCCUGUUGGGAGCUUUACUGCCUCGAACAUGGCAUCCAACCCGAUGGUCAAAUGCCAAGCGACAAGAGCAUUGGUGGUGGUGAUGAUUCUUUCAACACUUUCUUUAGCGAGACUGGUGCGGGUAAACACGUCCCCCGUGCCGUUUUCGUCGAUCUCGAACCGACGGUUGUUGACGAGGUACGCACGGGGACCUACCGUCAGUUGUUCCAUCCUGAACAACUGAUCACUGGAAAAGAGGAUGCCGCAAACAACUACGCUCGCGGCCACUACACCAUUGGAAAGGAGAUUGUGGAUUUGGUUUUGGACCGGAUCCGUAAAUUGGCUGAUCAAUGCACUGGAUUGCAAGGCUUUCUCAUUUUCCAUUCAUUCGGUGGUGGGACAGGUUCUGGAUUUACCUCGCUUCUCAUGGAGAGAUUGAGUGUUGAUUAUGGCAAAAAAUCGAAGCUCGAAUUUGCUGUUUACCCCGCCCCUCAAAUCGCCACCGCCGUGGUUGAACCGUACAAUUCGAUUCUGACAACCCAUACUACGUUGGAGCACUCGGAUUGCGCCUUCAUGGUGGACAAUGAGGCUAUCUACGAUAUUUGCCGUCGCAAUCUCGACAUUGAACGUCCGACGUAUACCAAUCUGAACCGUCUCAUAGGACAAAUCGUUUCAUCGAUCACAGCGUCUCUUCGCUUCGAUGGCGCGCUGAACGUAGAUUUGACGGAGUUCCAAACCAAUCUGGUGCCAUAUCCGCGUAUCCACUUCCCGUUGGCUACCUACUCACCCGUGAUUUCUGCUGAGAAGGCCUACCACGAACAGCUGAGCGUUGCGGAGAUCACAAACGCUUGCUUCGAGCCGGCUAACCAAAUGGUGAAGUGUGACCCUCGCCACGGAAAGUAUAUGGCCUGUUGCAUGUUGUACCGCGGUGAUGUCGUUCCGAAGGACGUCAACGCUGCCAUUGCUACCAUCAAAACGAAGCGUACCAUUCAGUUUGUCGAUUGGUGCCCGACUGGUUUCAAAGUGGGCAUUAACUAUCAGCCACCCACUGUCGUACCAGGCGGUGAUUUGGCCAAGGUUCAGCGCGCUGUGUGCAUGCUAAGCAAUACCACUGCCAUCGCCGAGGCUUGGGCUCGUUUGGACCAUAAAUUUGAUCUGAUGUAUGCCAAGCGUGCUUUCGUCCAUUGGUACGUCGGUGAGGGUAUGGAAGAGGGUGAGUUCUCAGAAGCUCGUGAGGAUCUGGCCGCAUUGGAGAAGGAUUAUGAAGAAGUUGGUGUUGAUAGCGUCGAGGGAGAAGGUGAAGGCGAGGGUGAAGAAUACUAA
Messenger RNA from Echinostoma caproni, 1356 nucleotides. Lineage: Eukaryota; Metazoa; Platyhelminthes; Trematoda; Plagiorchiida; Echinostomatidae. The record is from the annotation of a GenBank genome assembly.